GGCACGGCACGGCUCGGCUCGGCUCGGCACGGCGGGGUUCGGCAGGGCUCGGCGAGGCAGCGCGGUCCCCGGAGCCGCAGGGCUCGCUCGCCCUCUCUGAUUCUUGGAUAGAGCUGGGAUUAAUUUGAGCUCUCCUGCUUGAAAGCGAUGUUCCGUUUAAAAUUCCCGAUCCCGAAGGCGUGCUGGGUUUUGGUUCUAGGGAUGGCGCCCACGGGGACCGAGGCCGCCCCGGCCCGCCGGUGAGGUGCCCCCCACCAGCCCCCCCGAGCCCAGAGCCCCGAGCACGAUGAACAAACUGACCUUCCACAACAACAGAGUCAUGCAGGACCGACGCAGCGUUUGCAUCUUCCUCCCCAACGACGACUCCCUCAACAUCAUCAUCAACGUGAAGAUUUUGUGCCACGAGUUACUGGUGCAGGUGUGUGACCUCCUGAGGCUGAAGGACUGUCACCUCUUCGGGCUCAGCGUCAUCCAGAACAAUGAGCACGUGUACAUGGACCUGGCCCAGAAACUCUACAAGUACUGCCCCAAGGGCCACGAGUUACUGGUGCAGGUGUGUGACCUCCUGAGGCUGAAGGACUGUCACCUCUUCGGGCUCAGUGUCAUCCAGAACAAUGAGCACGUGUACAUGGACCUGGCCCAGAAACUCUACAAGUACUGCCCCAAGGAGUGGAAGAAGGAGGCCAGCAAGGGGAUCGACCAGUUUGGCCCCCCGAUGAUCAUCCACUUCCGAGUGCAGUACUACGUGGAGAACGGGAGGCUGAUCAGUGACCGGACCGCACGUUACUACUACUACUGGCACCUGCGGAAGCAGGUGCUGCAUUCCCAGUGUGUCCUGCGGGAAGAGGCCUAUUUCCUGCUCACCGCCUUCGCCCUCCAAGCCGACCUGGGAGACUUCAAGCGCAACAAGCACUACGGGAAGUACUUCGAGCCCGAGGCCUAUUUCCCCGCCUGGGUGGUUGCAAAGAGGGGCAAAGACUACAUCCUGAAGCACGUCCCCAACAUGCACAAGGACCAGUUUGCCCUGACGGCCUCCGAAGCCCAUCUCAAGUACAUCAAGGAGGCCGUCCGGCUCGACGACGUGGCCGUGCACUACUACAGGCUCUACAAGGACAAAAGGGAAGUGGAGGCCUCCCUGACUCUGGGGUUGACAACACGGGGCAUCCAGAUCUUCCAGGGCAAGAAGUUCGAGAUCCUGCCUGACGGGCUGCCUUCUGCCAGGAAGCUCAUUUACUACACGGGGUGCCCGCUGCGCUCCCGGCACCUGCUGCAGCUGCUGAGCAGCAGCCACCGGCUCUACAUGAACCUGCAGCCCGUCCUGCGCCAGGUCCGGCGCCUGGAGGAGAACGAGGAGAAGAAGCAGUACCGGGAAUCCUACAUCAGCGACACCCUCGACCUGGACAUGGAGCAGCUGGAGAAGCGCUCCCGUGCCAGCGGCAGCAGCGCCGGCAGCAUCCGGCACAAGCGGCUCUCCCGGCACUCCACUGCCAGCCACAGCAGCUCCCACACCUCCGGCAUCGAGGCCGACCCCAAGCCCAGGGAGAUGGGGCCCGACGAUGGCUUCUCCGGCGCCGGCGCCCACCGCAAGCUGAAGACCUGCAGCUCCAUGACCAGCCACGGCAGCUCCCACACCUCCGGCGUGGAGAGCGGCGGGAAGGACCGGCUGGAGGAGGACUCCCAGGACGACGAAAUAGAGAUGCUGGUGGAUGACCCCCGGGAGCUGGAGCAGGCUGGAGACAUGGAGGUGAGCCCCGACAUGUGCGUCUACAUCACCGAGGACAUGCUGCUGUCCCGCAAGUUCAACGGGCACUCGGGGCUUAUCGUGAAGGAGAUCAGCUCCUCCACCUCCAGCUCCUCGGAGACGGUGGUGAAGCUGCGGGGGCAGAGCACCGACUCCCUGCCCCAGACGUCGUGCAGGAAACCGAAGACGUCGACGGACCGGCACAGCCUGAGCCUGGACGACAUCCGGCUCUACCAGAAGGACUUCCUGCAGCUGGCCAACCUGUGCCAGGACACGGCGCAGAGCUACACCUUCGGCUGCGCCCACGGGCUGGACGAGGACGGGCUCUACUGCAACGGCUGCCUGGCCCAGCAGUGCAUCAACAUCCAGGAGAGCUUCCCCGUCAAAAGAACCAGCAAAUACUUCUCCUUGGACCUCACCCACGACGAAGUCCCCGAGUUUGUGGUCUGAGCGCCUCGGCGGGAGGUUGGGGGCAGGACCGAGGCUGCCCGCCCUCGGGGCGUUUUUUUGGGGGGGGAGGAUGGGGCUCCCUGCCCUGCACUGGGGGCGUCCACAGCGCCUUCCCCCAGGCCCUGCCCCGC
Messenger RNA from Empidonax traillii (willow flycatcher), 2322 nucleotides. RefSeq names its product FERM domain containing 6 (gene FRMD6). Gene Ontology annotation, biological process: positive regulation of hippo signaling. Gene Ontology annotation, cellular component: cytoplasmic side of apical plasma membrane; cytoskeleton. The record is from RefSeq and is a predicted model, not a curated record. The transcript is spliced from 16 exons. NCBI's taxonomy places the organism in Eukaryota, Metazoa, Chordata, Aves, Passeriformes, Tyrannidae. The coding region runs from base 287 to 2191 and encodes 634 amino acids.